GCAGACGGCGGCCGCAUGAACGACGUUCAAAUGUAGCAGCUACCUAUCUACCAUUGUUUUGGUGAAGAGACGAUUAUAUUCUUAUGUGGCAAUGAUUUCACCCAGUGUGUUGACAGCAUCGUCUGCGGCAGCGUGAUUUAAACUGAUGUAUAUAGGUAAAGUAAAGACCUAAAGUAAAGUGAGACAAUGAUUCCAUUUUAGCAAACAGGGACAUGUCUUCAGGAUUCUUCUAAGUAAAGUCGAUAAAAGGUUAAGUAAUCACCUCAACACUGAUAUAUUCACAAAAGCAAAAGCAAAUACGAAAGUGAUCUCUCUGAGGUAAAAGGCACCAUUCACGGAUUUUCUCUCUCCAUUGGACACGGAUAUAAGAGCGUCUGAUUCAGUUCAGUCACGAUAUCUGACUGAGUUUAUGUUUGCAUUGUAAAAGAUUCACCUUCUUCCAAGUCACGCCAAACCCUUACCAUCAACAACAAAGGAUAUUGCUGGCAUCGUGGGUUGAAGGAUUUGGAAAACUAUUUGAUCAUUUCAAGACUGCCACUUCUCAACACGGCACUGAUCAAUAAUAUAUUCCCGUCGUAUACCAUACGACAGAAAAAACGACGGUAUUUAGUCAGAUCCAACAGUGCUCCACAACCCACUUCACCAGGACGUCUGCUCCUUCCCGCGCUAACUAUGGCAGGGGAGAGGAAAAAGAAGACCAACGAUCUAUCUGACCAACAACAACUCUUUCUGGCGCUCCGAGAGGGUCGGAUUAAGAAGACACGGAUCAUCCUUGAAGCGUCCGACGAACAACUGGACUCCGCUCGUAACGAGGAUGGACAUACUUUACUCAUUGCUGCCUGUCACAUCAAGGAUCCAUCAAGGAGGCUGCACAUGAUGGAGAUGCUGGUUGAACGUGAACCGGAAAUAAACCGUCGCGACCUGAGGGGCAGGACCGCACUCAGCCACGCUUGUGAAGUCGGAUGUUGUGACGUCAUCAACGUACUGAUCCGCCAUCACAGCGUCGAUCCAGAUGCCGUCGAUUUUAAAGGUGAUACACCUCUGAUCCAUGGAUCAAGGCAAGGCCAGCAUGAGGCCAUUACCCUUCUCUGCCAGACGUUCCGUCGCCUUGGGCUAAAGGUGGAUCACUUCAACGAUGAAGGUUUCUCUGCACUGCUUAUUGCAGCCCGUAAUGGUAACCUGGAGUGUUGUCGAGUUCUUGUAAACACCGGCAAGGCUUCUCUCGGCCUUCGAGACAAACAAACAAAUCUUCUCCCUAUUGAAUGGCUACAGCAACAGCAGUUUGACCAGGCCUCCAUUGAAUUCCUUCGACCGAAAAGGAAAUUCUUCCGCGUCGCUAAGCUGGCUACAUCUUUGGCAAAGGCCAAAUCAAUGUCUGUCUUUGACAAGAAGUUAAUACCGCCACCAGCAAGACCCUCGAGGUCGUUGGUUCCAAUCACCAGAAACGCAUCCAUCGAGAAGAAGUCUCAGUCAGUUUCUGGACACAGGGUCAAACCACAGCGACAGAGAUCUACAGAUGAUGACCCUUCUCGUCUUGGACGCAGGGGAUCACAGCUGACCGCUGAUGCUGUGUACAACUGCACCCCCUUUACGUCAUUACUUCAAGCCAACUCGCCAACCAAAGAGCAGGCACCGGAUAUACUGAAGAAAACCCUUCAAAGACGACCCAGCGACACCAAGCCCAAGGCUAAGCCUCGGAAACGCCGCACGAAUAAGCCACGCGGUAAACUUUCCACAGAGACUUCUCUGGAUGCGGAGAAAGACGGGAUUACGGGGAUGAAGAACCUUUCUGUUCAUCCUGACCCCAACCUCAAGGCCUCGUGUGAGAGUCUUUCUUCCGUGGUUACUUCUACGGACACCACCUCUUUGUCGGAUGAUGACACACCAGAACUGAAGGCAGAGUCCUGAGAAAUGGUCAAGCGUUACUAUGGAACAAGGUUUACCUUUGCCUCGCCUGAUUCUAUUGGUAUUGUGGCAGAUAUUGACCUCGUGUUUUUUUAAAUGCAUGGCAAUAAUGAACUGUUUAUCAUUUCGUUGACGAAUUUGAUUUAACUUACAAUGAUCGUCUUUUACAACCUGAAAACUCAAAGGACGUGACAUAACUUACAAUGUGUCAAUUUAUGCGGUCUGUUUCAUCAGUGAUUCAUCAAGUUUUUACCACCGACCUGCAAUUUACAAUGCAUUAUUCUCAUCUCAUGAUGGGAAUAUUUUACGAUGCAACUUUUGUGAAAGCAUCACAUGAUAUUAUGUGAGCACAGUCAGUACUGAUUCAGUAUAUUAUAUCCACUCAUUAUCGACUCUCGAACUAUGGUACUCACGAACUAUAGAUUAAUAUAGAUCUUAGUUUCGGUUUAGACGAAGUGUACUCUCCAUGUUACUAUAUAAUCAUAAACACGCUGGAAUCUAUCUCGAAUUUCAGAAACAGUAAGUACUUUUGCUCUUGUACGUAUAGGUUAGUUUUAGUGAGCAUUUAUAGCGAGGAAUGAAACAUUUCACUUUACAACUUUAUUACCAUUUUACUCUUUUAUGCAUUAAUAAGUGGAAUAAAUUUACAAUACUAUUCCCGAAACAUAUUGCACAGGAUUCAGGCUGUAUAUGAACAUAUUUCUCUUUUAUGCAUGAAUAAGUGGAAUAAAUCUACAAAACUAUUCCCCAAACAUAUUGCACAGGAUUCAGGCUGUAUAUGAACAUAUUUCUCUUUUAUGCAUG
Molecule: messenger RNA, 2709 nt
Organism: Haliotis rubra (blacklip abalone)
Lineage: Eukaryota; Metazoa; Mollusca; Gastropoda; Lepetellida; Haliotidae
Exons: 3
Coding region: 673-1908 (411 amino acids)
Molecular function (GO): protein binding
Source: RefSeq, a predicted model, not a curated record